AAUAGAGCUUUGUUCGGAAUCGGUCGGAACCGCCGAAGUGGCCAUCAUCUUCCCGAAUGUUCCAUGGUAAGAUAUUAUCGCUAGCGCUAUACAUAUAUAUAUAGCGGGUCAGCGCGCUACAUGGAAACAAUUCAGAGUUAAUGCAAGCAUUGGAGACGCUAUAUAGAAGCUUGGUGUUUGGCAGUGCAACAAAACUAGGGAUUUUAAAUAUCUGGGAAGAAGAAAUCAGUCUUCUGUUAGCAAGUGAAAGAAGCUCAGCCAGUUGAAGCAGAAUAUCGAAAGUAUUUAUACUGUGGGAACUUAUCGUUAAAAAUGACCCUGAGGGCCGUUUCCUGUAGUCGUCUGUGGUUUACGUAUCACUGGAAAGAAGACAUGACCGCUAAAUAUACUCAGAUGGUGUUUUACUUACGCGGAGAUCAGAGCCUCUUGAACAUGAAUAAGCUAAGUCAACAAAAACGCCUUGAUUGGGCAGAGCAUGGAAUGAAUUGCUCAGACGACCUUUGUGUGCUUCCAGUCUGUAUUAACUGGAAGGCAUUCAGACAAGCAAUUGCUCGCCAGAACGGCAGACAGACGCAAGACGUGCAUACCAGAAGCAAAGAUGCAAACCAGCAUAAGAGUGGACUGGUUCGUGGCCAUACCAACGACGAACAAUUUCUGCAGUUCCAAAGGGAGGUGCAGGAGUUUGAACGAGUUCAGUUUAAUAUCAGUGAGUAUUUAGCCAUCAAACCAAAUGUUAAUCCACUUCAGGUUUACCAAGCAGUGGACAAGGUGGGAAGCCAGCAGGUAUCUCAAGUCACUAGUUACGGUCCUAUGCAAGACAUUGAGAAACCGACUAUUCCUAACUUCGACUUAGAACAGUUUGUUUCAAUUGAUUCGUUUGUCGUUCCUCCAGAGAAGAAAGAAGACAUCAAAAAUGAUAAAUGCCCACAGAAUGAUCAUGCCGAUAUCCAGACUGAAUUUCCAGUUGGACCCAGUGUUCUCAAGGAGACCGUUUGCAGCCAAAAGGAAAGUAAGGAACAACUUCAAGGAAUUCAGGCUAAAGCUUCCGGGAUGCAAUCAUUUUAUAAGUCUUCUGUGAUCUAUUACUGAAGAGACACAUGGCAACAUGGAAUUUAUUUGUCAAGUAGGCAAUUCUAUUAUUCUAUUAUAUAAGUUGAUGUUAUAUGACUAAGAAACAGGGAAGAAGGAUUAACAAUGACUGUCUAACUGAAUAUUAAAGAGAUCGUUUUCACGUGACGUCAUCAUUUUCUAAAAUCCAAAACUAAAGAGCCACCAAAGUUUUUAUCCUCAUCAUAAGAUGCGGUAUAUUCAUAUCUGUUUACAAUCUUACAUUUACAUUAGGUUAUCAGUUUUAAUACUGUCAAAUGUUACCCUCGUAAAAUAAAGUCUUACCUACCUACCUACCUACCUUACAGCUCAAUAGCAUGCUUCGUUUGGAAACCAGAGCAUUUUGAAUUCCAGGGUUAUGGAAGUGCCUGACACAAGGCUACGAUCGAGUUUAUUGAAAAAGAUACACUCAUCUCAUGAUUUUGAGCCUUUUUAGAAGUUAGAGCAUUGGGAAAAUCUAAUCUGUGACCGAAGCUCACAGUUUUCCUCGAGCUACGCUCUCGGAAAACUGUUCGCUUCUUGCAACAGAUAAUGUCCGCAGACAAAUAUCCGCGCAUAUUUUCACGCCAAAUGGAGGCUAUUGUUUACUGAUACCAGUACAAGUGUAAGUAGUGUUGACUUGUGUUAAGUAGCAGUAGCUUGUUAGAAGUGUCCAUAUUGUAUUAUAAGUAACUGCAGCAUUGUAAGUGGUGCAAGUCUUGUAAGUAAUACAACAUAAUAUAACGCCAUGCAUAAUACAAUAGCAGCAUUGUAAAAUACAAUACAUCCGUAAAAAUAAAAAUCAAUACAAUAAUUUGAACCUGGCUGCUGCUUGCCGUUUUGCCGGCACUUAAAAAUAAAAGCUAAUAGUAUACAUGGUUUCCCGGCCUAGGGGUAAAAAUGAACUUCUUUUUUCUCCAAUCAGAAGCUCAGAAAUGGUAUUUAGUACUUUCUAGGAUUUUUUCAAAACGCCCUGUCCUUUUAACUUUAUAAACACCUCCCCUCUAAGAACAAAACGGCUUGUGAAAUGUCGUAUUUUCUACAGGAGUGCCAUUAUAAUUACCCACAUGUAUCAAAUUGAGUCUUUUUGGACUCAAAGCUGAAAGCGAUGGGUUUCUUAGUAGUCAUAGACAUAAGCUAUUUGCAGUGUCCUUUCCAUCCUGGUCCAGUAGAGAGUUCCUGUUUUUCGAUCGCAUCGUUGAACAAGCGAGUUGUGUGUGUAGAACACGGCCCGGCAGUAAUGAUUACACUGCGGACAUACAGCCUUGGCUAGGUAUCUGGGAAUUCUGUGGUGAUCUUCGUCUAUGGCCCACGUCCACGGACACUUUUGUGUACCUUCCCUUGCUCCAGUAACGAAGUUGAUACCCCCAUUGAUUUGGGUGUGGUUGGAACUGUGCGCGACGAACUUGUUUUCCAUGAAGAUGAAGCGCUGACGAAUCCGCUGCAGCAAUUGAGAAUCAGUGAAUUGCUUUUUCCGCCUCGAUGAGCAACUGCUUGAGCUUGGGAGAGACAUCAGGCCAAUAAGGAAAACCAUCAUCAAAAUAACCAAUAACUGAAAGUUAACAAACAGUGCACAAUCGUUAUAAUUGUUACUUGCAUGUGUCCCGCAACAGUUCUGACUAAAGGCUUCAGUUCAUAGAGCUCAAAUUACUUGCAUCCAGCUGUAGAUAUCAUACGAAUAUUUACCAAUUCAAGCAAACUGUUUAAUUCGGAAACAAUUUCAGAUCCAGAGCGAAAUCUGUUAUCUUAAUCAGUUGGCCGUACGGUAUAUAGCGGGUUUACAGUAUCUCCUGGGUAAAAUUUAUGCAAUGUUUGGCCGCAUAAAAGUUGAAUAAGAAAUGCUGCCCACUAAAAAAUGCUGCUUACUGUUUUUCACACGGCGCGAAUGUUUCAAAUUCUGUUUUCGUUACUUUUCGUGUUUUAUCCUUACGGGAUUUAAAUGUUUCCCGCGAAACCGAAGAACUAGAAUUCGAGUUUAAUAAGUUUAAGCGUAUUCCUAAUUAAGUGGAAAAGAAGCGGAGCUCAAUCAGCCAAUUACCAUGUUCAACUGCAUAACGUCUUUGCAAAAAGGACAAUCACACAUUAUUGGCCAAAAUGUUAUCCCUUAUACAGCAUCACAGUGCAGCGCUAGGUCUCCUUACCUUUGCCAUCUCUCCAGACUACUUGAGUUUGUUCUUCCUUCCUUCUUCUGAGUUAUUUUGUCGAUACCGCGAAUUUCGUUUCUCGAAUUCGUAUAUUCUUGUUUUCUCUGUGGUUGUGCACUGCCUUAACAAGCGCCUGUAGUGGUAGUGACUUGUGCAACGAUUUAUAUACGUUUCGUAGCUCCAAAAGUAUCACAAAUGCAGUUAAUAUUCCACCCACAUUUUUUUGUUGUUUUCAGCUUAAGGAAAAAAUCCUCCCAAUAUUGAAUAUAUAGGGUUAUAAAACGAGUUCCAAUUUAGUGACAUGUCGAUCUAUUUCUGUGAAUAAAAAGAGGAUAAAUUUUCCACGCUCUUUGCGGAUGUCACCACGCCUUGCACAGUGAAUGCCACGUGCGUUUCGUUUGUGUUCCGCUUUCAAUGAUUUACUUAAAACUUUUAAAUUGA
Orbicella faveolata is the source of this 3671-nucleotide messenger RNA. RefSeq lists its product as uncharacterized. NCBI's taxonomy places the organism in Eukaryota, Metazoa, Cnidaria, Anthozoa, Scleractinia, Merulinidae. The record is from RefSeq and is a predicted model, not a curated record.